UUUCUUAAUUAUUAUUAUUUUAAUGAGAGUUUUGUCGUUAUUUAUUUAUUUAUUAUUAAGUCUUUGAAAAACUUGUACGUGAGAAGCCACUACUUUCUCUCUUACAACUCCAAACCUCAACUCUCUCUUCAUCCUCUCCCCUGCAACCAUGAAAACCCAAUUCGCCUUCUCUCCCCGAACAAUCUUCCUACUUCACCUCACUCUCCUCUUAACCUCUCCAUCUCCAUCCCGCUGCACCGACCUAAUCGAUCAAACCUGCAAAAUGACGCCGUUUUACGACCUCUGCGAGUCCUCUCUCAGAUCAGGAGCUCAGAUUGCGGCGACGGACAUGAAAGCUCUGGCGACAAUCAUGGCGAACGUGGUGUUAGGGAACACGACCGACACUCUCAAUUACAUCGAAGGACUAAUCAAGCAGAGCAGAGAUCCGGACAUGGAGCAUGCGCUGGCUAAUUGCGCCGAGCUGUAUAUCCCGGUUGUUAAGUACAAUAUACCGCAAGCCAUUGAAGCGUUGGGUAAAGGCGAGUACGGAUUUGCUAACUACGCCAUAUCGGAUGCCGCGAAGGAGGCGGAUGCGUGUGAGAAGGGAUUCUCUGGUUCGAUGGAAUCGCCACUGACGGAGAGGAAUAAGCUGGUGAGGAAUCUGUGUGAUGUGGCUGUUGCUAUUUUGAAACUGGCGUCCAAAGGUGGUUGAUGAUCAAACAAUUAUCUGCUGCUUUCUGGUUUUAAUAAGGUAUAUCUAUUUGGUGUAUUAUAUAUAUAUAUAUAUAAUUAUUUUAUAGAGUG
Molecule: messenger RNA, 783 nt
Organism: Carica papaya (papaya)
Lineage: Eukaryota; Viridiplantae; Streptophyta; Magnoliopsida; Brassicales; Caricaceae
Product: cell wall / vacuolar inhibitor of fructosidase 1-like
Biological process (GO): negative regulation of catalytic activity
Molecular function (GO): enzyme inhibitor activity
Source: RefSeq, a predicted model, not a curated record